GUCGCUUUCUAUGAGCUUUUCUAGGGCUCCAUCUCCUCUCACCGAAGAUCGAAGCCAUGCCGAAAGGAUCAUUUGAAGUGCUGUCAAGGGUUGGAAGAAAGAGAACUUGAUCUAAACAUGCUCCCUCAUGCUCUUUACUGUGACCAGAAUUGCAUAGAGGUUUCUGUGGAAUUGGAGAAAACAUUGUUAGGAUUAAAGAAUGAAUUGGAAGAAGGGUAUUCAUGGACAUUACUCCGUCAGUUAGAUCAUCAGCACGGUGUGUACAUAGAUGAAGAUUAUGAAAUAACAAUUUGUCACUCCAAGCUCGCUGUUGCCUGGAGAUUAAUGGAGGAUUCUUUCGGACAAGUCAUUGAUAGCUACACAAAAAUUAACGUUAUCAAAAACGUCAUUUACAACUGUGGUUCAAAUUUCAAUAGAAUUGACUUCAAAGGCUUCUACACCGCUGUCUUAGAAACAAAUGGGGAAAUAGUUUGUGUUGCAGCUCUAAGGUACUUUGCUACCUUAAUAUAGAGAAACUAAUCAUUCCAUCUGCACCAGAAAAGACAGAAAGUUGGAAGAAAAAGUAUGGAUUUAUUGUAUUAGAUGAUGAAACAAAGAAACAUCUAAUAAACUACAAUGCAUUGAUGUUUCAUGACGCUAUUAAACUACAAAAGAUCCUCCUUCCUUGCAACAAAUGACUAAGCUACUACUGCUGGUUUCACGGCUGCAGUGGCUAAGGCAGAGUAUGGGUCGUGUUUAUUUGACCUGCAUGGGGUGUUUGUGGCAGCAACUAAUGGACCAUUAUUGGACUGUGUAUAUAAUUCUCUUCUAGCGCGGUAAGGAAGCACUUUCCUAGACCAAAGCUUGAACUGUGGAGGUGAUACGAAUGAUUUCUGAUUGUCUUAAUUUAGUUCGUGCUAGCUUUAAAAGGGGAUUGUAUUGAUAGAACUUAUGUUGGCUCUGUUAUUCAUUCUUGUCUUUCUUUACGUAAUUCUUUUGUUUCUUUAGAGUUUUGUCAUAUUAGUUGUUUUGUGAAUUGGUUGCCCAUGUUUUGGCAAAAACAGUUAGUGAUCAGUCUGAGUCUAUGUACUGGGAGGUUCUCCCCCAUCUUUUAUUUCAGUGUUGCUUUAAUAUGAAGUUUGA
Ipomoea nil (Japanese morning glory) is the source of this 1122-nucleotide messenger RNA. Its product is annotated as increased DNA methylation 1-like. NCBI's taxonomy places the organism in Eukaryota, Viridiplantae, Streptophyta, Magnoliopsida, Solanales, Convolvulaceae. Gene Ontology annotation, molecular function: transcription corepressor activity. The record is from RefSeq and is a predicted model, not a curated record. Gene Ontology annotation, biological process: negative regulation of DNA-templated transcription. The transcript has 5 exons. Bases 118 to 510 code for a protein of 130 amino acids.